Molecule: messenger RNA, 2100 nt
Organism: Malaya genurostris
Lineage: Eukaryota; Metazoa; Arthropoda; Insecta; Diptera; Culicidae
Product: cytochrome P450 4g15-like
Exons: 3
Coding region: 149-1810 (553 amino acids)
Molecular function (GO): oxidoreductase activity, acting on paired donors, with incorporation or reduction of molecular oxygen; heme binding; monooxygenase activity
Source: RefSeq, a predicted model, not a curated record
GGAAACGCGCCGAGUGACACAAUCGCUCCCGAUUUCACUAUCCGCUAUUUGUCGCAAGACUUUCGUCUGUCCACCGGCAAAUUAGUUCAAGGAGGGUGCACACUCCGGACGGUUGCCAGCCGAUGCCGAGUGGCCACGGAGUGCAAGGAUGUCGACGAUGGAGCUGGCUUUGGAACGCAGUGGAUUGACUGCACUGGCAAUGCCGACAUUAGUUCUGAUGACUCUGCUAGUAGUGGCCAGCGGUUUGUUUCAUGUGUGGAUGCAAACGCGGCGAUACGUGAAGCUCGGAAAUUUGAUUCCCGGUCCAAGAGCAUAUCCAUUGAUCGGAAAUGCUAACAUGAUGCUGGGCAAAAAUCAUGACGAAAUUAUGAGAAAGGCUAUCGAGUUGAGCUAUUUUUAUGGUCACAUUAGCCGUGGUUGGAUAGGAUAUCAUUUGGUUGUGUUUCUGACGGAUCCGGCGGAUAUUGAGAUAAUUUUGAACAGUUAUGUGCAUUUAAACAAAGCAAGCGAGUAUCGAUUCUUCAAGCCUUGGCUCGGAGAUGGACUAUUGAUUAGCAGUGGCGAUAAAUGGAAGUCACAUCGAAAGCUAAUCGCACCAGCCUUCCACAUGAAUGUGUUGAAGACCUUCGUUGACAUAUUCAACGAUAACAGCUUGGCGGUGGUGGAUCGGAUGCGUAAAGAAGUCGGCAAAGUGUUCGAUGUACACGACUAUAUGAGUGAAGUGACGGUCGACAUUCUACUGGAAACGGCCAUGGGAUCGAACAGAACGGGAGAAAAUAAAGAAGGGUUUGAAUAUGCAAUGGCAGUGAUGAAAAUGUGUGAUAUUCUGCAUCUACGUCAACUGCGUAUCCAUCUGAGAUUGGAUCCAAUAUUCAAUAUGACCAAAAUCAAACGCGAACAGGACCGCCUAUUGGGUAUUAUCCAUAGCUUGACACGGAAAGUUGUCAAACAUAAAAAGGAGCUUUUCGAAAAGAAUUAUGCUGAAGGCAAAUUGCCGUCUCCAUCGUUGUCUGAAAUUAUUAGCAAACAAGAACCAGCCGCCAAAUCAGUUCCUCUUAUCUCACAGGGAUCUAUGCUAACGGAUGAUCUUGAUUAUAACGACGAAAAUGACGUCGGUGUGAAACGACGGUUAGCUUUCCUGGACCUAAUGAUUGAAACUGCCAAACUUAACCAAGAUCUAACUGAUGAAGAGAUUAAGGAAGAAGUGGACACAAUCAUGUUCGAAGGUCACGAUACAACGGCGGCGGGAUCAAGCUUUGUUCUGUGUCUUCUUGGUAUUCAUCAGGAUAUUCAAAAUCGCGUCUACAAAGAACUUAAACAAAUAUUCGGUGAUUCCAACAGGAAAGCUACUUUCAAUGAUACACUUGAAAUGAAAUAUUUAGAACGAGUCAUAUUCGAAACGUUACGAAUGUACCCUCCGGUUCCGAUGAUUGCUCGAAAGCUUACACAGGAUGUUCGAAUGGCAUCACAAAAUUACGUGGUACCUGCUGGGACCACAGUUGUGAUUGGAACUUAUAAACUGCAUCGUCGUGAAGACAUUUACCCUAAUCCAGAGCUGUUCAAUCCAGAUAAUUUCCUGCCGGAACGUACACAGGAACGACACUAUUACAGCUAUAUACCGUUCAGUGCGGGUCCACGAAGCUGCGUCGGUAGGAAAUAUGCUAUGUUGAAGCUUAAGGUGCUCAUAUCGACGAUCUUGCGCAACUACCGCAUUGUAUCCAAUCUAAAAGAAACCGAUUUCAAACUACAAGCGGACAUUAUCCUGAAACGGACCGAUGGCUUCAGGAUUGAGCUGGAACCCAGACUGUAAAGUAUACCACAUCCUUCUAUGAGCCACAAGAUAAAAUGGUCAUCUUGUCGCGACAACCCGCACUGAUGGACUUUAAUUGAUGGUUGUAUCGCUUUAUGAUACUGUUAAUUGAAUUGUUCGGUUCCCGAAGGACCACUAUCGCAACUAGCACUCGCCUAUCCUUUCUCUUUUUUUGCGUCUAUUGCAUUUUGCUCUUGUCUUUCUACAGUCAUUUAUUUAUUCUCCAACGAAAGUUUUUUCUUCCCUACAUUGAAGCAUAGCUGGGAGAUAAUAAAACCUUCUCUCUGUAA